Procambarus clarkii (red swamp crayfish) is the source of this 4819-nucleotide messenger RNA. RefSeq lists its product as uncharacterized. Gene Ontology annotation, biological process: regulation of DNA-templated transcription. NCBI's taxonomy places the organism in Eukaryota, Metazoa, Arthropoda, Malacostraca, Decapoda, Cambaridae. Gene Ontology annotation, cellular component: nucleus. The record is from RefSeq and is a predicted model, not a curated record. Gene Ontology annotation, molecular function: protein binding; histone methyltransferase activity.
GACGGCGUCGUCUGCAGGGCAGGGGACGUUAGUUACCAACCUGCAGCACGAGAGGGCACACAUGUACGCGGCCGCUCGGCUCGUGCCUACAAAAAUGAACUAAUAAGGAAGCAGAAUAGAAGAUGCAACAGGAAAAAUGAGUGCUAAGAGCAGGUCAGCAAGCUUAAGUUCAUCUCAGGAAGACAUUCUCCAUUUAUGGACUUAUGGGAUUCUUGUACUUGGAAAUGACCAUGCAUCUGCUAAGGUUGUUGUCACAAAACCACCCAGUACAACUUCAGAAAAAAAGCAGAGAAUACACGUUCGUGUUGUUGAUGAUAAUGUUCCAGCAGGCAUGAUCACGUCGAAAGUCAAAAAGAUAUGCCGACCAUCAUCAGAAUUUAUACACAAGAGAGCACCAUGCUCUUACACCUUAAGAGCUUCAGCUGGUUGCUUAUACACAGAUCCAGAAUUGCUAAAUAAUGAUGAUAUGACCUAUUGUAUGCAGUGCCAAAAGCAUUUUGUGGGGGUGUGUUCCAGUCAUUUUGUGUUGAUUCUUAAUGAAAAAAUUUCCCGGGAUGGGAGUGUGAGAGACCGGGCUCGCUUGACAGCACCUUGGCCUCUUUAUAUUUCAGAGUCAAAAGUUCAAGGUGGAGGUGAAGGUGUGUGGACUAGUAUCCGCUUGCCUCAAGGCCUUGUCUUUGGACCCUAUGAAGGUCAUUAUAAAAAAGAUGUGGAGGGAGUCGCUGACUCGGCUUAUGCUUGGAUUUUAAAUUCAUCCAAAAAAUGCAAGAUGAUGGUGGAUAGUGAAGAUAAAACGACUAGUAACUGGUUGCGUUAUGUAAACUGUCCACGAACUCUCUCUGAAAUGAAUCUCGAAGCUUUCCAGUACAAGGGCAACAUAUACUACACUACACUGUGUGAUGUUGAAAGUAACUCGGAGCUGAUGGUGUGGUAUGGUGAUGAAUAUGGCAGAGAGUUAGGAAUACCAUCCCUCCUUGACAGUACAAUAUCAAUGCACAGAAGUAACAGUAGUCUAGCUACAGACAGAAUUAGUAUGGUUAAAACUGUACAAAAUAUUCUGCCAAGUCAAAAUGGGAUGCUUCUGAGCAAAUCUCAAUCGGAAUUUACUAAUUUAUUUAAAGUUGCAAAGCUGGAACCUGACAAUAAUAAUACAGUUAAGGUGGUGUAUAUCAACUCGAAAAAUGUAAAGAAAACUGGUGGUGGUGACUGUUCAGGUACAAGCAAGAAGCUGACCAACACCAGUCGUGUAUCAUCAUAUGCUGGCAUGAAGCUUACCAAGUCUUAUAACAAGAUGUACAGUCAUGUAUAUUGUAUAAAGUGUAAUAGAUCAUAUUCGGGACUGUGUCGGAAACAUUCAUUGGUGCUUAUACUGGAUACUCCGGUUUCUCGUGAUGGAAGUGUGAAAGAGCGAGCUCGCCUCACUGCUCCGUGGCCUAUAACCAUUGCCAAAUCUCAAAUAACGGGUGCUGGAGAGGGAGUCUGGACUAGUGCCACCCUACCAGAGGGACUUCUGUUUGGACCUUGUGAGGGCCAAAUCAUUAAAAAACAACAAAAAAUGUCUGGAUAUGGAUGGGAGAUACGUGGGAGACCUGACAUAGAAAUUGAUGCUGUGAAUACUUCUGUGAGCAACUGGGUUCGCUACCUCAGUUGUGCCAGAAAUUAUACUGAAAGAAAUCUUAUGGCUGUUCAGAUUCGAAAUGAAAUAUUUUAUGUCACCAUUUGUACUAUAAAAAGUGGGACAGAGUUAUUGGUAUGGUAUGGAGAUGCAUAUGGAGAGUGGCUGGGAAUAUCAGUGAAAGACUUUUUAAAACCACAGCUAAAAGAGCCAGAUCUUCAGCAACGGGGUAAUGAAUUCAAAACUGCAAGGAAAUGCCUUCAACAUGAACCGAGAUGUCUGAAGAAAGCCAAGAUAAACAAUCAGAAAAAUGACAAAAUAAACUACACACCAUCUGACCAAACCCUUGGCAAAGAAGGUAACAGGGUGAAUAGAAAACACAGUACUGGUCUGGUAAAAGCAUUUCAGGAAGGUGAUAUUAAUGGUAGGCUUUCUUCUCAUUGGAAUAUCCCUAAAGAAAUAUCUCGUGUCUGUAAUAAAACACCACGUUACUAUGAUGUCAUAUCUCUCAAAUGCUCCGAUAAUGAUUAUAACCUUACUAAGCCCCAUGACUACAGUCUUCAUAAUAACAGGACCACUGAUCACAGUGCUAGUCAUCACAAAACUUCUAACAAUAACAUUAGCUCCUCUAAUACCAUUCUGUUCUCCAAUAGGGUCUAUCAUGGUGACAGUCCCAUCAGAUCUUCUGAACAGUAUGUCAAUCCCAGCAGGUCAUCUGACCAUAGUUUUAGCAAGCCAAUUACUAACACCAGUAACCCAAGCAAUUUAUCUGAUUUUAAUGUUACUUCUAGUUGUUCUCCCAAUCAGUGCAUCAGUCCCAGCAAGUCUCAAGAUCUGUAUGUUGGCCCUAGUAAUUCUCCUGAUCCAUGUCUCGGCUGCAGCAGGUCUCCUGAUCGGUGUGUCGGCCACAGCUGGUCUCCUGAUCAGUGUUUUUGUUGCAAAGGGUCUCCCAAUCGGUAUAUCGGCCCCAGUAGGUCAAAUGAUUCGUGUGCAAAUCUCAGCAGGUCUCUCGAUCAGUGUGUCACCUCCAGCAGGUCUCCCAAUCUCUGCGUAAGCCCCAGCAGGUCUCCCGAUCGGUGCCUCAACCCCAGCAGGUCUCCCAAUCGCUGCAUCAGCCCCAGCAGGUCUCCCAAUCUCUGCCUAAGCCCCAGCAGGUCUCCCGAUCGGUGCCUCAACCCCAGCAGGUCUCCCAAUCGCUGCAUCAGCCCCAGCAGGUCUUCCGAUCAGUACGUCAGCCCCAGCAGGUCUCUCAUUCGGUGCGUCAGCCCCAGCAGGUCUCCUAAUCGGUGUGUCAGCCCCAGCAGGUCUCCCAGUCGGUGCCUCAGUCCCAACAGGUCUCCCAAUCAGUGCCUCAGCCCCAGCAAGUCUCAGAAUCGGUGCCUCAGCCCCAGCAAGUCUCCCAUUCGGUGCCUCAGCCCCAUCAGGUCUCCCAUUCGGUGUCUCAGCCCCAUCAGGUCUCCCAUUCGGUGUCUCAGUCCCAUCAGGUCUCCCAUUCGGUGUCUCAGCCCCAUCAGGUCUCCCAAUCGAUGCGUCAGCCCCAGCAGGUCUCCCAGUCAGUGCGUCAGCCCCAGCAGGUCUCCCAGUCAGUGCCUCAGCCUCAGCAGGUCUCCCAAUCGAUGCGUCAGCCCCAGCAGGUCUCCCAGUCAGUGCGUCAGCCCCAGCAGGUCUCCCAGUCAGUGCCUCAGCCCCAGCAGGUCUCCCAAGCAGUGUAUCAACCCCAGCGGGUCUCCCAGUCAGUGUGCUAAUCUCGGCAGGCCUGCCAAUCAUCCUAUUAAUUCAAACAAAUUUUCAUGUCUUGACAGUCCCAGCAGGUCCCCAGAUUCUACUAAUUUAAGCAGUGUCCUAAUAAAUAUUACAAACACUAGUAACUUUCCAUUCGCUGUCAAUCCCUGUAAAUCACCAUUUCAAGCUGUUAGUCUCAACAUGCCUUUGGCUUACACUGCCAAUUUAAACAGGUCAUCGGGUCAUGAAGCCUGUCAUAAAUGUUCCUCACAUCAUUCUGUCAGUCUUCAUAAGACUAUAAAUCAUCUUCAUAAUGGUGUAGAUGCAAGUAAGCAUUGUAACAGCUCAAAGCUAUAUGUAAAGUGUGAUUGUGAUAAAAUUAUUAAUGUUUGCGGACAACUGAAUUCUUGUCAGUUCUCACAUGAGGACAACACUCUCUCCUCCCAAAAGAAACAUGCUUACCCUAUGGAUAAUAGAAAUAAACAUGGUAAAGAAAACAAGAUAUGUAAAGAGGAUGAAUAUGUUGAGGGAAGCAUCAAAAGAGAAAAGGUGAUUGAUGGCCAAGAUUAUGCUUAUGAAUAUAUCAACAGUAUAGAAGCCUGUUAUGCAACAAAUAGUCUUGCAUGUAUAAAUAAGCAGUGUUCCAAUGGUUAUGUGAGAGAAGGUGAAUGUAAAAGAAAUGCAUCUAGCAACAUAAAUAAUGCAACACACCAAGAUUGGCAAUUGAAAGAGAGAUUUCUCAAUUUUAAUAAGAAAUCUGUACUUAAAAUAAAAAAAUUGCCUUAUGUGCAGGAAAAUAUGAAAUGGAGGCAAAGGCAUGGCAAUUGUCAUGAUUUGGAGGAGUUCUUUAGUGAUCAAAUAUACAAAACCUAUGAAGAUACCAAUCAUUGUAAUUCAUUUAAACGUAAAAUACAUCUUGCAAACCCUGUUUCAGUGGAAAGUAAAUCCCCAGCACAGAAAAAGAUACGAGGAAAUUUUGUUAAGGAUAAAUCCUGCGCCCGAGCACGUCCAUAUGUAAAUUCGCAGAAGAGCAUCAAGACAGAUCUUGUAUCAAACUUAGUGCUUUACCUCGAAGAUGCCAGGAAUGUUCCCUGCAGCACCGGUGCCAAGAAACUUCCCUGCGGCACCGGUGCCAAGAAUGUUCCCUGCGGCACCGGUGCCAAGAAUGUUCCCUCCGGCACCAGUGCCAAGAAUGUUCCCUCCAGCACCGGUGCCAAGAAUGUUCCCUCCGGCACCGGUGCCAAGAAUGUUCCCUCCGGCACCGGUGCCAAUUAUAUGCCCUUCGGCACCGGUGCCAAGAAUGUUCCCUCCGGCACCGGUGCCAAGAAUGUUCCCUCCGGCACCGGUGCCAAGAAUGUGCCCUCCGGCACCGGUGCCAAGAAUGUGCCCUCCGGCACUGGUGCCAAGAAUGUGCCCUCCGGCACUGGUGCCAAGAAUGUGCCCUCCGGCACUGGUGCCAAGAAUGUUAUGCGUUUGCUAUGA